CUAAAGGUUGCCCCCAGGCCGUCGCUCGUACCCACGAGGCCUGUGGGCUGGGCGGAGGCACCUGACUUUGGCUCUUUGCACUUGUCAGUCCUUAACGCACCUUGCCCACACCCCACGGUGUCUGGAAAGCAGGCGUGGAGGUAAAGCUGCUUGCAGUGCGUCUCUGCCCACACCGUACAUACAGGCACAAAGGGACAUAGCGUGCCUUUUGGCAGUUUAUCAGGACGAUUGCUGCCUUAGUGUGAGAAAGGGCCUGCAUUAAUUACUCAGUGGAGGGUGUGCCUUUGAAAGAUUUUACUGAUCGUUUUUUCCUAGGCCAAAGGUGCGCUAGUUUUUUUGCUGACAGUAAAUGUCAAACAGAAGGAGAGGGGGCUGGAAUACAUCAGCAAACUGAUUGUCUUUAGUCAUACUAAGUAAAGCUCUAGACACUUAAAUGGGUAGCAAUGUUAUUGCUUUAAUGUUAUCACUUAAUGCUUAGAAACUCAGGGGGAAGAUGUAAGCCACACUCUUGGUGUCUAGUGCCCAAAGGGAGCAUUAGGAUAAACAGAGAUCUUUUGUCCUCUGUCAGUCCCACAUUAACCCAAAAAUGGGGCAAACUGCACCUUUCUUUGAAACGUGGCAAGGAAGGCUGGAUGGUUGCAAACAGUCUGUGCUCCCUUUAGUCAGUGUAACGUGCUUGCCACAUUCACUUGGGUUUGACCCCAACUUGCUCUUCUGUAAAAAUGUUUAUUUAAACAGAUUUGUUUAAAAACAUUUUAAAACAUUGCUUUUUGAAUGCUAGAGUGAAAAAGACCCAAAAACUUUUUUUGAAGACUGUUUGAAAGCCAUUUAUGGAAAAAGGCACUUGAAGAAAGGCAGUGGGGCUGAAGAGUACAGUGGCUGAGAGGAGGAGGUGGCAGGGAGAUUGUGCAGAGGUCAGUGAGGAAAAACUGCGAAGCAGCUGCUGGAAGAGGAUGUUUUUCAAAGCGAUGUUGAUUCUGCGCUCUGUCACUUUUUAUUUUCUUCUUGUUAUGCUUUUAGUAAACAAUGGAGUCAGACAUAAAAGUGAAUGAACAUUUUAAAAGUCAGUUUAAGGCUUAUCAAGAACAACAGCAAAGGCGGCUGCAAAAUCUAAUGGAGAGGAAGAAGGAAAAACAGAACAGUCAGAAGGGUGAUAAUGGCAAUGCACAGGAAACUUUCAGAGUCCCAGAUGAUCUAAACCUGUUUGAAAUAGGACAACCUGUAAAUGAAGAUGACAGCAAAAGGUUGCUUGAGAUUGAGAAUGAGCAGCUCCAGGAUCAGCUUCGAGAGGUCCGAGAUGAGAACUGCAGACUGUACAAACUGGUGACAGAGAAAGAUUUUGAAAUAAAGCAACUCCAGAAAAAAAUACAGGAGGACAGAUUGGCUUUGCUGGGGGCAUCUGCUUUAGCUGGAGAUGUUGCAGCUACUAAAAUAGUUGAAUUGGCCAAAAAGAAUCGUGAGAUAACUGCCGAGACUGAGAGUGAAAAAGCCAAAGUGAAGCAGCUGAAUAACAAAGUCAAAGAGCUGGAGAGAGAACUACAGACAGCCAUAGAAAAAAUACAUUCUCUUGGUGGUGGUGAUGCAGAAAUCAAGCAAUCAACUCUGAAGAUGAUAGAAGGAAACUUGGCUGAAAGUCCAAAGGUGAAAGCAUUGCAAGAAAAAUUAACCACAGCCAACUUUAAAGUGAUGGAGUACCGUAACCAACUCCAAUCCGUGAAACAGGAGCUGAAGAUGACCCAAAAGCUUUUGGCAAAUGAAGUUGGUGAAGAUGUGAAUAUUCAAAGUCUCUUGACCAAUUCUGGCAGCUGGCGUGGACGAGCUCAGCAAAUUCUUGUUCUCCAAAGCAAAGUUCGAGAGCUGGAGAAUCAAUUGGGUCAAAACAAGACCAGAACAUCACUGAGUGAGAUUGAUGAGGAAUUGCUGGCACUUACUGAUCCAAGGAAGUUGUCAGCCCAAGAGAAGAACUUGUUGAAGAUUCACAGCUUGGAAAAAGAAAAGAAAGAAACCUUGGAGAAACUCACUGGGGAACAUGAUGCUCUCCAAAAAAGUCAUGAGGAAGUGAAAAAAAAACUCGACGCAUCAAAAGCCAGGAACAAAGUACUGUGCAGUGAAGUGAAAACCCUGAAGGAACAGAUCGUAACCUUGCUGGAGAAAGGAAAACACGACGAUGAGCUCAUAGAUGCCUUACUGAGCCAACAGAAGCAAAUGCAGGAGAUCUUAAAGCACCUGAGCCAGCAGGAUGAGAAGAACAAGGAGUCCCAGCAGAUGCUAGGGCAGCAUUUGAACAGUGAGGUUCAGAAACAAAACUGCCUUAUAGAGCAGCUCAGACAGAUGGUGGCUGAACGAGAAGCAAAGGUUAAAGAGCUGGAAGAGGAGAUUGGGCAACUCACACUUCAGAAGAAAUCUGCCCAUCAAGGGGAUGGUUCAGGAGCUGCUGCUACACCACCCUCUGAGCACUCAGAAGAUCCAGGUUUUACUCUGCUUAAGCCUCUGGCAUCAGGCAGCAAUCAGGUUGGAAGGAUUGGAUCUGCUCGCACAGUGUCCAAGAUGGGCCAUACACUUGUAGAGUCAGCAGCUACUAAGCCUUUCCUUCUCAGUAAUAACAUCCCACCUGGAAGGCUUGCUGGCACUGACAGCCCGGAUUUGAAAGUGCUGCAGACACAGAUCACAGAGCACAAGGCUCUCUGCCAGGCUGCUGAAGUGGAAAGAGACAGGCUCCUGGAACUGGUCACUGUGCUGCAGAAAAGGGUGGAGGAAGGCAGCAAUAAAGUCUUGGAAGCUGAGAAGAGGCUUCAGGAAGAACGGCGGCGAUGUGUCAUUUUGGAACAGCAGCUUGAAAAACUGCAAAUGGAUCCAGGGAGAAGGACAAGUGCACAGAAACCUCCCCUCAGGAGCAAAACAGGCCAGUCUGCGAGUCACUCAAGACUCACCUUGAAUGUGAGCGAUAGGAAGGAGCUCUCUGCAGCCCAGCUCUCCAAGUUGCCUCUAGAAUCGCAGAUAGAGGAGCUGAGCACAAGGCUUGUGAUCCAGCUGGAUGAGAACGAAGCUCUGAAAGCCGCUUUGGAGACUACUGUGAGAAAGAAAGAGGAAGACUUUAAACUGUAUCAAGACACAAUGGACCAAGUGAAGGAUAUCUUUUUACAGGCCAUUCGACAGCAGAAACAAGAGACGAGUUAAGCAAGAUAUUCAGAGUCCUUUGGACUGCAAAGCAGGGAGAGAGCCCAGGCAUCGUGCCCAUGAAUUGAAAUACAGUGGCAGUGUAGUUUUGCAGCCUCAGAUCUUGUCAUUUCUUUAGCAUUCACAGAAGAGGAUGAGAAAUGGAGGUGAAAUACAAAAAGAGUGAAGGUUUUGCAUGUCAGCAAAUUCUGUCGGUAAGAGUUAGGAAGCAGCUGGCUCACAGACUGCACAUGCCGUAGGUUGGUGCAGUUUAGGAAGCUGUAAUUCUACAGUGUGAUUUUGGGCAAAACCUCCCUAGUUUCAACAGAAUUUUCCUCAAGAGGGCUCGAUACUCAAUAUGCUGCUGCCUUUAUCAGCUCAUAAAGGAAUUUGCUAUACAAAAGUUAUGCCAGCUCUCUUCCAAAGUCGUGCCAAGAACAAACCCAGUUCUGUUUUUAUCAGCUCACUGAUACCUGUCUGCCUCAGGCUUUCUGUCGUGUGGAUUAGCCUGGCCUCUGAAUAGCUGCAAGUGAACUUUUGGGGGGCUCCACUCACCAUUCCAACCUGUUUCUUUGCGUGAACAUAUUAGCAGCAGAGUUUUCUGAUACUCAGUGGAGUUUCCACUGAAAAGGUAGACAGUGCUGAUUACGCCUGCAAUCAGUCAGACCUACCUUAAAUUCAGCUUAUUCCAUAAGAUACUUGCCAUCCAGGUGAUGAAUUUCCUAUUCCUGGGUCUCUGCAUUCAUCUACCAGGCAGGUCUUGUUCUCACUAGGAAGAAAUGCUAACAAAACACAGGCAGGUCCUCACCGCAGUAGUGGUGGGACUUCUGGAGAUGCUGAAAACACUUGCAUCUCUGUCCUUUUCUCUUGCAGCAUGGUGAGAACACCAAGUGCAAGCUAAUAAGGCAUUAACAUGCAGCCUGCCAGCAGAGAGCUAGCCUUGGGGAUUACAAGCAAAUGGAGAGCUAGUAAUUUUUGUGUAGUGCUGCUUUGUUUCUCGGUUGAAAGUCUUGAAAGCUCUUCUUUUUCUGCUUUGCUUUUUGUGAGUGUGAAGUUUGUCAGACUUUAACCCCAGCCACCACGAGUGCAAAGUGGAUUUGUGGACAGGCGAGCCGGCUGCUCCCUUCGCAGCAUGGGGCUUGCAUCCUGACUCCACUUGCGCUGCGAUAAGGCAGAGUGAAAAAGAGAGCAGAGUGGGAGUUAGUCCAGAUGCGGUGAGGGUAGUGUCGUCCCUGUCUUUUUCCUGCUUAGGUUCAGAGAUGUCCCUCUUCAAACGGUUUACGAGUCCCUGAUGGAGGAGGUCACAGAGCUGAGGGUUAAGCCUCCCUGUACCCAAGAGCCCUGCUCCGCUCCCCCAGCGCUGGCCUGUAUCUCAGCAAAGCUGUCAGGUACUUUCCCGCAAAAAGCGGGACCAAAACAGUUCACUGCCAAAUUCCUCCUGCUCACCCUGCCAGUAGCAUCAGAGGAAAAGGCAUCUUGCAACCCGUAAUCCUUUCCUCCCGACAGCUUGGGGAAUCGUAAAUCCUGGAUCGAGAGAGAGACACAGUCUCGUUCAAGUGAGCUGCGGUUUGUUUCUGUUCAGCUCUGUCCUGAUGAUUAUGUAGCAUGGGGUAGAGUGAGCAGACAGAAGAGGAGAAAUCAGCCCACCUCCAACAGAUAUUUUAAGGACCUGAAGUAGUGAGGGGAUCACUCUGAAAAGCUGCCUGAGCUGUGGCAAGAGGUGUGGAGAUUUUGCUAUGCGGUGGCUGCUAAAUUCAGGCUGGUAGCUUGCUGCUGGCGAUUCUGAUUUCGCUUACACAGAAGUGUGAAUCAAUAAUAUUUUCACUUAAGUACGGGAGAGGCAAUCUGCCAUCCUUUCUAAUACAGCGUCAGCGUUUGUCCCCUGUCCCGUGACAAAGCAGUGAAGAUCAUACCACUCUCCAGCAAAAUGGCUAUGAAUCAACCCAUGAAACACAGAUAAGAAACUGGGAGUGCUGUAUGUUACAGAACUCAUAUGGCUCGCUAGCACAUGGUGCAAACCUCAAGUGCUGCAACGCUUAUUUCUUUAAACAUAUGCUUGUUUGAUGUUGCACAGAAGCAUUUUAUCUUUUUUUUUUUUUUUUCUGCACAAACACACACAGAUCAACACCGGGCACCUUGACAAAGAAGGAAGUAAGAUGCUAUAAAAUAGUUUAUUUACAGAACCCAUACCUGUGAGUAACUGUUUCUCGUGGAAAUGUGCAAUCUGUCUCCCAUCACAGAGCAGUGGAGCGGGGUGGGGGGGGGCUGAAUACAGGCCAAAUUGUCCAGGUCUUCUGUUUUCACCUUACUUUUGAAAUAAAUUCCCUCUGCACUUCCACAGAGUGACCUGCCUUCGAAUUCUCCCUGUGCUGACUCUUGCAGCAAUUGCUUCCCAGUUUUAAAGGUAUGAGACCAAUUUUCUUGCAGUGCAUGUCAUUUCAUUGCUGAAUGUAAGAAACCCUGACAGAUCUUGGAAGCGGCAGCGCUAGUUCAUCUGGCUGCAGCAGCCCCAUGUCCUCCAACCCAUCACUCAGAGAAUAAAAAUAGUGAAAAUAUUUUUCUUACUGCCUGCAAAAACCUGUACCACUGGUCCUCAGCCACAGAAUCUCUCCAGCACGUUUGAUGUGCUGUUUGAGCUACAACAUAUCUUUUAGCGAUGUAGCUGGGCUUGAUUUGAAACCUCCACAACCCCCUGCUUUCCUUGGAAGUUUGUCCUCAUGGAUAAUUACCAGCCCAUUAAAAUCCCGUGCUUCAAUUCUCAUUUGAAUUUCUCUGGCUUCGGUUUGCAGCCAGUCAUUGUUAUGCCUUUCUUUGCUAGAUAAAAGGGGUGUGAGUACCCAGCAUUUCCUCACUGGCAGAGCCCUCAUCCAGUGUAAAGUCAUGUCACAGGCUGCUUUUUGAUAAGCUCUGAGUUUUUUCAGUCUCAUUGUAGCUAAUGGUGGUGACAGGCUGGUGGUGACAACGCUCGGCAGCGCUGGCACAGGCUGGUGGAUACAGUUAAGCUGUGAAGAACAGCGUAAGGUUAAUUUUGCUGCAAGUAUUUGAGGCUAUAGACACUCCUUUUUAGGAUUUGGCCAGCUUCUCGCUAAUGUAUGCUAAGGGCUGAGCCAAAUGUUGUCUUCUACCCUGGAGCUGGGCAGAGCACUUCCACAAAGCAGCUAUGAGAUGCCUGACAGAUGCAUCCGAUUUUAAAAGUACAACUGAACCACUGGGAAUAAAUGACCUUUGAUGAA
Messenger RNA from Aquila chrysaetos chrysaetos, 6389 nucleotides. It is a transcript of the gene CCDC13, whose product is annotated as coiled-coil domain containing 13. Gene Ontology annotation, biological process: cytoplasmic microtubule organization; non-motile cilium assembly. Gene Ontology annotation, cellular component: centriolar satellite. Lineage: Eukaryota; Metazoa; Chordata; Aves; Accipitriformes; Accipitridae. The record is from RefSeq and is a predicted model, not a curated record. Bases 1027 to 3177 code for a protein of 716 amino acids. The transcript is spliced from 15 exons.